GAAAAAGAGCAAGCUGAGUCAUUUCUAUCGGGACCGUAAUCAAAUUCACAUUGCAACUUUCGGCAUUAUUGGUUGAGCUUAUCGAGGCUAAAAUACAAAAAAAAUUCCCAGUAGACUUUCGUAGUUUUGUGUGGAGCCGACAUAGAAAAGAAUUUCAAAAAAUUUAAACAACAAAAACGAAACCAAAAACCAAAACCGAAACUAACAGUGGCCGGGUAAAGUUCCAAGACACAGGCAACAGGCGACAGGCAACAGGCAAUAGGGCACACAGGAGUGUUAGUUUAUAAUUUUGUUUAAUUGGUGGAGGAGAGAAUGGUGCGUCUGGAGACAAGCGAUGGCCGGAUAAUCCGGGUCGAUUUCGGGCUAUUGGAGCGUUCGGCCGUUAUCCGUGAGAUGUGCCGUGUCAGUCAACCGGAAUCUGAUGAUUCCGGCAAGGAAUACGGCAAUGAUGAGGACUAUAUCCUGCCACUGCACGGCAUACGCAGUAAUGUCCUGCUGAAGGUCCUGCUCUGGGCUGAGUUUCACAAAGAUCAUGAGGAACCGGCCUGGGUCCAGAAGAUAUCACCGGCCCCCGAAGAAGUUGAACUGCAGACCCAUGACUGGGACAAGGAAUUCCUCAGGGAUGAGAUCGGUAGCAUCUAUGAUCUGUUGGAGGGAGCUGAUUAUUUGGAUAUCCGUUGGCUCUUCAAGCUGUGCGCCCAGAAGAUCGCCCUCCAUAGCAAACGACCGAUGGGUUAUUUGCGGUUCAGGCGCUAUCUCCAGAAGAUGCCAUCGCUGGUGGAGUUCCAGGGACUGGCGGCCAAUUGCCAGAACUUGGACGAUGAGAUAGGCAAUAGCUACCAUACAGCCGCGAAGAUCAAUGGAAAAUUGCAUGGAAAUUUUUAUCCGCUUGCGGCACGGCAGGCGGCAAAGUGAUGCCCAUUUGGAUUGCAAUUCAGCAAUUGGUUCACUUCAGUAUAGUAUAUUAUAUAUCCUGGGAUAUCGCGCGCUAUGUUCAAAUUGGAAUGACAAAAUGAUUGAAGUUUUCGGCAAAUUUUUUGGUGCACGUUUUUUUACGGACAAGACUUAAAUGAAUGAGACAUGAAUACUCUUUGAUUAACUGAUCGGGGCUAAGCCAAGAACAUGAAUCUACAAAACGGAGCAAACACAAGAAUUCAGCAAAUAAAUUUAUUAGGUCAAA
Drosophila ananassae is the source of this 1180-nucleotide messenger RNA. Its product is annotated as S-phase kinase-associated protein 1. Gene Ontology annotation, molecular function: cullin family protein binding. Gene Ontology annotation, cellular component: nucleus; cytoplasm. The record is from RefSeq and is a predicted model, not a curated record. Lineage: Eukaryota; Metazoa; Arthropoda; Insecta; Diptera; Drosophilidae. The coding region runs from base 313 to 915 and encodes 200 amino acids. The transcript has 2 exons. Gene Ontology annotation, biological process: SCF-dependent proteasomal ubiquitin-dependent protein catabolic process.